AUGCCUACCUCCAACGCCUCAAAUACUUCUUCCCCUGUCAAGCGCCCCGGUCUCGGUCGCCGUGCAGUGUCCUCCCAUGCAGUCGUCACGCGCACCGCCAAUCCUAAUGACCUGUCGCUGUCUCACACGCAGAAGACACUUCUACAUCAUAAACCUCACCGCGCCCAUGUUGUUGGUCGCAACCACCACCGAAACCCCUCCACCGGCAAAAACUUCAGCAAACUUCAACGAUUCCAACUAGGUCCUGAGACUGCUGGGCGGCAUCAUCAGCGCAAGAAGUCGGCCCCCGCAACUCCAGUGGCGAGUCCAAAGGAAGGUGGACGCGUUCGCUGGGACAACACUGUGGGUGAUCAUUCCACCGAUCCUUCCAUGAAGAGAAACUAUUCCACUCCUGUAUUACGCCGGAAUCCAUCAGCUGUUGGCAAGAAAGCCUUGGUGACUGAGCGACCGACCUCCAGCACGGUAAAGAAAAAGACGGUCGGCUUUGAGCUGGGAGAUGAUGAGACCGACGAGGCUGAGUGGGAAGAUACCACACAGUCACCCGAAAGUACGAGGCGCAACUCGGUCGUACCAUCCAAUCCCAGUGCAGACAAUAGCACCGUUCUUGUCGAUCACCUUACCUUUGUCAAGCGACCGUAUCCUCAAAUGCCUCGAGCAACCAGUCUCCCCGAGUCGAUCACCACCAAGUUUGUUCGAGAACGCGGUGAGCGAAAUGAAGAUGAGGAUGAGGAUGAUGAAGCUAAGCAGCAGGACUCGGAAGAAGAGGCUGAGGAGUCUAGUCAGCACACAGAACAAGGCGACAGAGCAACUCGUCUACUAAGCCCUACACACUCAUCCAAAGCACCCCCCCGCCAUGUCCUCUAUCUCGGCUAUGAAGCCAAGAGUCCUAAUCCCGCAUCGCGUAGUAGUGCAUCUCUCAACCUGGCUGCUGGCCAGGACAACGCUCGGCGCACAUUCUCUACAACCAGCAUGGCCAGUAUGCCGGGCUCUCACCCGCAGGCUACCUCAUCCUCCAUGGAAGGUGGAGUCUCGAGGUUCAUUUUGAACAAGAACAGCAUGCAGGCAUCUUCUCGCACCGAUUCAGACCCAAAUACCCCCUCGUCGUUCCUCCCGCACUACCACCCUCAAACACCGCCCUCUCCAAACACUGCAGCGGCCAAAUUGGCCGCGUCUCCUGCGCGGCCGCGUGGUGCUGACCUGCCUUCUCGCACACAACAGAAGCUAUGGCUUCAGCGUACCGCCACCCUCAAUAACUCUCCCCCUGAUAACCAUGGAGUGACCGCAGCAGUUCCACCGUCUGCCAUUGACCCAACGUUUAUUGCCGCUAGCCAUGGCACUUAUGACGCCGGCAGAGGGCUCAACGGCGACGGUCGAGCUGGUGGUGCAGGACACGACAGCGAAGCCCGUCACAUCCGCAAGGCCUACGAGAAAACGUCUCUAGAAUUGAUGGUCGUGCGACGUUUUCAGUCCCCCACCGGCCAGAGCUUCGCUCGUCUUCGUCACAUCAUCCGAGCCAACAAGCCGGAGAAAGGAUCAACUCCCGACAAAUCAGUCGCCUCAACACCUUCGCUGCCCCUGGCGCAGCAAAACAAACGGCCCAAUCGCCUCAGCUCCAGUCCUGCGUCCAAACCCCAAUUGCGCAAUCCAAACUCCACCGCUUCUGAAGAUCCAGCGAAAGAUAAUCAACCUAUCAAUACCGCAGAGGCUGCCAAGUCCAACGAUCCAUCUCAUCGCAUCCUCUCCACUUCAGCCGAAGCUCCGCGUGACCUGAGCGGUGAAAAUGACGAAGCAUUCCAGAUUAACGACAGCGCCAUGCUGAUCCGCCGGAUGUGGGAGAGCCGAGAGGUCGCCAUCCCUGGCUAA
This is a messenger RNA of Penicillium coprophilum, 1863 nucleotides long. RefSeq lists its product as uncharacterized. The coding region runs from base 1 to 1863 and encodes 620 amino acids. Lineage: Eukaryota; Fungi; Ascomycota; Eurotiomycetes; Eurotiales; Aspergillaceae. The transcript has 2 exons. Gene Ontology annotation, cellular component: fungal-type vacuole membrane; TORC1 complex. The record is from RefSeq and is a predicted model, not a curated record.